Molecule: messenger RNA, 2971 nt
Organism: Alosa alosa (allis shad)
Lineage: Eukaryota; Metazoa; Chordata; Actinopteri; Clupeiformes; Clupeidae
Gene: atl1
Product: atlastin GTPase 1
Exons: 15
Coding region: 154-1899 (581 amino acids)
Biological process (GO): protein homooligomerization; endoplasmic reticulum organization
Molecular function (GO): GTPase activity; GTP binding
Source: RefSeq, a predicted model, not a curated record
CCGAGAAAUAGCAUCAUCGUCCUUCUCUGGAUGAGAACGAGCAUCUUCGGUUGUGAUCUGGGAGAGUAGUUGCCUCAUGAUUGGUGAUUAGGCUAUACUGUACCACUGAUACAUCCUUGAACAGAGGAACAGAGAUCGACAUCCAGCAGCACAAUGGCUAGGAAUCGUAAAGACAGAGACAGCUGGGGCUCGUUCACAGAUAAAGGCAUAUAUGAUUGGAGCUCAGAGGAGGAGGAGCCAGAUGGGAAGGCGCGGCCUGUGCAAGUGCUGGUUGUCAAGGACGACCACUCCUUCGAGCUGGAUGAGGUGGCCCUCAGUCGCAUCCUGCUGUCGGAGGAAGUGAGGGACCGUGAGGUGGUGGCUAUUUCAGUGGCCGGAGCUUUCCGGAAGGGCAAGUCCUUUCUCAUGGACUUCAUGCUGCGCUACAUGUACAACCAGGCUUCAGAGAAUUGGUUGGGUGAUCCGGAGGAGCCUCUGACUGGGUUUUCAUGGAGGGGAGGAUCUGAGAGGGAGACCACUGGAAUCCAGAUCUGGAGUGAGGUCUUCCUAGUGGAUAAACCAGAUGGGACGAAGGUGGCCGUGCUGCUUAUGGACACCCAGGGGACAUUUGACAGCCAGUCCACUCUGAGGGACUCUGCCACAGUGUUUGCCCUCAGCACCAUGAUCAGUUCCAUGCAGGUGUACAAUAUCUCCCAGAAUGUCCAGGAGGAUGAUCUUCAGCAUCUACAGCUUUUCACUGAGUAUGGUAGACUAGCCAUGGAGGAAACAUUCCUGAAACCAUUCCAGUCCAUGAUCUUCCUGGUGCGGGACUGGAGCUUUCCUUAUGAGUUCUCGUAUGGUCAGGAAGGAGGGAUGAAGUUCCUGGAAAAGAGACUAAAGAUCUCAGAGAACCAGCAUGAGGAGCUGCAGAACGUGCGGAAACACAUCCACUCCUGCUUCACAAACAUCUCCUGCUUUCUGAUGCCUCAUCCAGGCCUCAAGGUGGCUACCAACCCACACUUUGAUGGACGACUUCAAGAGAUUGACCCCGAGUUCACCAACCACCUGCGUGUGCUGGUGCCCUGGCUGUUGAGUCCGCGCAACCUGGACGUCAAGGAGAUCAACGGCAGCAACAUCACCUGCCGAGGCCUGCUUGAGUACUUCAAGGCAUACAUAAAGAUAUACCAGGGGGAAGAACUGCCACACCCCAAGUCCAUGCUACAGGCUACAGCUGAGGCUAAUAACCUGGCAGCUGUUGCAGCAGCCAAAGACCUCUACAGCAAGAAGAUGGAGGAGGUGAGCGGUGGUGAUCGUCCCUUCCUGGCACCCAGCGAGCUGCAGGCGCGCCACGUCGACAUCCGGCAGGAGGCGCUGGCUGUGUUCCGCGGCGUCAAGAAGAUGGGCGGGGAGGAGUUCAGCCGCCGUUACCUGCAGCAGCUCGAGGCGGAGGUGGACGAGCUCUUCGUGCAGUACAUCAAGCACAACGACUCCAAGAACAUCUUCCAUGCCGCGCGCACCCCCGCCACGCUCUUCGUGGUCAUCUUCAUUAUGUACGUGGCUGCGGGCAUCACAGGCUUCGUGGGCGUGGACGUGAUUGCCAGCGUGUGCAACAUGGUGCUGGGCCUGGCACUCAUCACACUCUGCACCUGGGCGUAUAUCCGCUACUCGGGCGAGUACCGCGAGCUGGGUGCCGUCAUCGACCAGGUGGCUGGCGCACUCUGGGACCAGGGAAGUACAAAUGAGGUGAGUCCACAGGAGCAAAUCAUCAACUCUGCCCUUCAUAGUCCAACAUCUGGAGGCAUUGGUUGGGCUCUUUACAAGCUGUACAACGCAGCAGCCAAUCACCGCCACCUUUACAACCACGCCUUCCCUGGCCAAGGGCAGGAUCAGCAGGAGGAACAGAACAGAAGGAGGAACUGAGCGGCAGACCGCAAAGGAUCAAAGGAAGGUCUGCAAGAGGUUCAGGUGGGAGGCAGUGUUUUUUUUUUUUUACAUGUAAUGACCCUGGAGGAAGUGGACAACACGUGAGAGGCCUAGGAGAAAGAGUGUCUUUACACAGUCAUUCUCCUUUCGUCCCCAAGUGUCAGAGCUGCGACUGAGUCUAAUCUGACUGGAGGCUGCAGCAGAACAUCAAGAGACAUGGUGGAGACCAGGUGUUUGGGGAGUGUCUCUUCCUCGGUCAAAGAGUAGAGCAUCUGAACACACACACCCCACUAAAGUGUACAGUAUCGGGCAUCUGCACACUCUAAAAUCAGGGUCAAAACGCAAAAUCUUUGCCACCAACAUAUUUCAGCCUGGACACAAACAUAGACAUAGACAGGAUUUCUUUUUUUUUUUUUUUUAAAGCGAUCACCUACUUCAGUCUUCAUUAUGCCCAGAUCACAGACUUUGUGUAAUACUUCAGACCAGACACCGAGAGCAACUCCUAUCACCUUUCAGAACACCAAUUUUCUUUGUGAAUGAAUAAUGUAUCGUAAUUAAAUAGAUUUUCUUCCUUAAAAUACAGGGGGCAUAAGUAAGGACACCCCUAUGUUAAAUUCCCAUAGAGGCAGGCAGAUUUUUAUUUUUAAAGGCCAGUUAUUUCAUGGAACUGGAUACUAUGCAUCUUCAUAAAGUUCCCUUGGGCUUUGGAAUUAAAAUAGCCCCACAUCAUCACCAUACCAUACCAAAAAUCCCAUCCCAAAUGUCAACACACUUUCUUUUUAUUUAAAUGUAGUGUAUUUUCUUGUCUUUCCCAUGUUGAAAAAACUAUAUAUAAAAGGAAAAUGCUUCUAUUACAUUACAAGAUUUUCUAGGGGGGGGCAGUAAUUGUGGGCAACAUGUUUUUGUUAAACAUAUUUAUUUCUUUGAGAUUUUCCUUUUUCUCAGAAUAAAUUUGCUAUCCCUUCAAGGUUGAUUUUUUUCUCAUUAUUUUCAUUGUAAGAUUACAAUACAUCACCAAAACAUUAUUUUUUAUACCUGUUUUCAGUCGAACUUUACCAAAGGUGCCAAU